Molecule: messenger RNA, 1371 nt
Organism: Clonostachys solani
Lineage: Eukaryota; Fungi; Ascomycota; Sordariomycetes; Hypocreales; Bionectriaceae
Source: the annotation of a GenBank genome assembly
AUGGACGCAGAAGACGAGGCAGAGCGUGAAGAGCGCCUCCGCAAUCUCUAUGCGACACUCGCCAACGAGCUCGGCUAUAAAGGAGACAACCAGAUUCGCCGGUGUAUGAGAACGGGCGCGGAAACAGUCGAUGAAUUCUUUGCCUUCUUGUGGGACUUGAUAUACGACCACUGUAUCCAGAGGCCGGGCCGUCGUUAUGGACCUGCCUGGAGGCUUCGUUGGUCACUGUAUUAUCCCUGGUCCCCUCGCAACCGUAAACUGCGUGACUCGAAGCACGCAAAGCAGCAGCUAAAACAAAUUUGCGAGAGGAAGACCACGACAACACAUCGAUGCGUCCAGCUCGCCCGAACUCCCUUCGUCAACCUGGGGCGAACUGCCAUGGGCAAUAACGCCAACCGUAGUCCCUUCUUCACGAAACUGCCACCCGAGAUCCGGGAAAUGAUUCUUGUGGAGGCAUUCGGCAACCAGACCAUCCACUUGGACUUGAGCCUUCGUUACCCUUUCUAUGAGAUGAGGGGACAGCCAAAAAUCAUCACCGGUCGCUUUUAUCACUUCUGUGCCCACGCCAAGAUUCGACCUUUGUCUUUUGAGUGUUAUAGCCCGGACGUGGAUAUGGUAGACGAAGUGAGCACAUAUGACACCACCAAGAGGAAGGAAUGGAGGUGGCUGAGCUGCAUAUGCCACAGGCAGCCACCAACGGAAAAGCGCCUCCCAUUUGGUCGAAGGCAGAAUCAUUGUGCCUCAACCCUACAUGAACCUCAUGCCGACCGUUGCCUGGCUGGACGAGGCUAUUGUCCUCUGUGGCCAGGUGCGUGGCCGAGUAAGUGUUUCGUGGGUGUUUACGGCUGGCUUCUGAGCUGCCGCCAAGCAUACAUGGAAACGCAUGAAAUCUUGUUCCGGCUGAACACCUUUCAUAUCUCAUCUCCAGUGCUUCUUCUCGGAAUCCAAAACAUAAUGAGCUCCAAUAUCAUAAGCAUGAUGACAUCCCUUGAUAUUGUGUUUGAUAGAGCUGUUGUGGACCUGAAUGAGGCGUUCACCGGCCUGCCUCCUACGCUUGGGAUCAAAUCCACUCAUGAGGCUGGGAAGUUCACCUUCCCUUCCCUGCAGCAACUCAGGAUUUGCUUUGGUGAGACAAGGCAGUUUACAGAUCCCUGGACUGGUGAGUAUUUAUCCUCUGGUGCUGACUUCCGCAAUCGCGACGUUAUGACUAUGGAUGCUCUCCCAGAACUCGAUGGUCUAGUUCAGAGGAUUGGCAUGUUAAAUCACAGUCUCAAGCAGCAGAACUUGGGGGGCAAAGAUGCUGGAGAGAGAUUCCAAAAAUCGAUUGUGGUACUCAAGGGAUUGCAAAUACUUCAUCGGAGGCUUUACUAA